Molecule: messenger RNA, 2169 nt
Organism: Pediculus humanus corporis (human body louse)
Lineage: Eukaryota; Metazoa; Arthropoda; Insecta; Psocodea; Pediculidae
Product: paramyosin, putative
Exons: 6
Coding region: 1-2169 (722 amino acids)
Biological process (GO): intraciliary transport
Cellular component (GO): axoneme
Source: RefSeq, a predicted model, not a curated record
AUGCAUCCGUUAAUGCGACCGAGUAGAUUGUCUCAAGGUAAAUUAAUAUCUAUACAUUCGGCAUCGAAAAAUAAUUUAAGCGAAUUCACGCAAAGGAUAAUGUCGGCAAAAUUAUUAAAAGUAAAACAAGUACAAAAUCAAUUGAACGAAACUCAAAUACAAUUAAACGAAUUAAUUAACGAAAAUAAAGUUUUGAGAAACAUGCAAAAAAGACAAGAGGGUGCAUUGAAACGUUACGAAGGAAAUUAUGCCGAAUUACCACAAUUAAUACGGUCACAUAAUGAAGAAAUCAGAACUCUGAAAGCAUCGAAUAAACAAAUUAAAGCUCAAUUAAGAGAAUCAAAUACGAAAUUAAAAGAAAGAGAAAAUGAAUUGGAAUCCCUAAGAGAUAGUUAUACGAAAUUGAAAAAACUAAGCAUGGAAAAAAAUCUUUUGGAAAGGGAAAAAUUACAAAAAAAAGUUGAAGAUUUACAAGAUGUUAUUAAAGAACAAGAAGAAAAAAUUCAGGUUUUAUCAAGAAAAAUAUUACUGGAAUCUAAAAAUUACAGACAUCAAUUAAAUGUUGAAAUACUUAAACAUAAAGAAACGCAAAAAGAUUUAAAUAGCGCGUUAACUGUUAUAAAUAAACUCGAAAGUCAAUUAUUUUCUAAAGAUACCAAAUCGGUACCAAAUGGUAAAACUUUAGUCAAACGUGAAAGUAAAACUCUCGUACCUGUCGUUGCUAAUAAAUCCAUCGAUAGCCAAUCGAAAACAGGUAUAGUUUCCGUAAAUGGUUUUAUAGAACGUAUGGAUGAUAAGAAAAAAAAAUUUCAAAAUGGCGAUUCUCCAGAUUCGGAACUUGAAUUAUUGCAAAACAUUAUGGAAUCAUCGGAUGAAACGCCGAGUCCAACCCAGGAUAUAUUUCCGGAAAUGAUGAAAUCGAGAAAAUCAAAUCUGGAAAAAGAAAAAAAUACGUUAGACGUGAAUAACGAAACUGUUAAAAAAACCGGAAGUUUGUCCAAAAUGAAAAAAAAUAACGUUUUGAUGAAAGGUGUUAAAUAUUCCGAAGUCUCAGAACCAAAUGAAAAAUCCAGUGAAGAAAAAAUUGAUAAUUUCGAAGAGGAAAUUGGGAAAAACGAUAUGUCGGAUAAUGGAAAUAAAUUAAAUUUACUCUACGAAGAAGUUAAAGAAAGUGCUAGAAAAUUAGAAAAUGUCGUCGGUGGUAAUUUAAUGAAAACCGAAAGUCAUGAAAAAUUAUUCGAAGAAAAUGAUAUGAAAGUUUCCGAAUGGGAAGGAAGACGAAGCGUUUCGAAAAGAAAAUUUGACGAUCAACAAAAAAAACAAUCAUCUUCUUUAUCUCCGGUCGUCGACCGUGUUGAAUUUUCAACAGAAUUAACAGAAUUAGAAAAACAAAAUUACGAAUCAAUGAAUAAAACGUGGAACGAUUUAAAAGAUAAAAUACAAGAAGAAAGGAAAAAAGCAGAAGAAAAAAUAAGAGAAUUGAGUAAAUCAAACGGUUUGCCAAACAUAUCGGAUUCACAUUCGUCGGAUUCGGAACCUGAAAAUUUUUCCAAUCCUCCUUCCUUUUUCGACGUACCCGGUUUCAAUUUAGAUGAUAAAAAAGAACUCAAAUAUGUUAAUUUCACCGACAAUGCAUACAUUCUCAAAGAAUUAGAAAAAACGGAUAAAGUUUUUAACAAGUUAAAAAACGAUACGAAAAAAUAUACUCAUCAAAGAGCAAAUACUCCAGCCAUUGGAGUAGGAGGAGUAGGAGUAGGAGAAAAAAAAAACAAAACGAAUUCGAAAUUAAAAUCCUCGACUCCAAAACCUAAACCCAGGCAACAAGACGUUAAAACAUUUCGAACUGAAAGUCGAAGGGAUCCAAAAUUUUUAGAAGAAUUUCAAAGCGAAUAUCAAAAACAAAAUUUAAUAAAAGCAUUGAAAGCCAUAGACGAUGAACGAGAUCCAAGUUAUUCGACUGAAGAAUCCGCCGGUGAUUCCGAACCUGAUUCGAAAAAUGACAAAACUUAUGUUAAAAAUUCAUUUAAAUCCUCUCACAAAGAUUUAAUACGUAAAAACAAUGACGAUUUUUUAACCGAAUUAUUCGGAUCUAAAAAAAAAUUAGGAAAAAAUGAAAAUAUCAAAUUUGAAUCCCUGACCGAAAUCAACGAGGAAAUUGAAACAAUUUAA